Molecule: messenger RNA, 5595 nt
Organism: Patella vulgata (common limpet)
Lineage: Eukaryota; Metazoa; Mollusca; Gastropoda; Patellidae
Product: RING finger protein 150
Exons: 6
Coding region: 195-1514 (439 amino acids)
Source: RefSeq, a predicted model, not a curated record
UCAUUCUUGACGUCGUACGUCAAAUACGUUAAUGAGAACAUGUUUUGAGGUCAGACAUACCCUGUCGAGAUGAAAAUAUACAGGGUUAUUUUGCAGAUGAUAAGAAAUUAGACUGAUAAAUGGAGAGCUACCAAUAAAAGGAUACCGCCGGUUCCUUACUGUGGGCUUUGUAACCACCAUCGAAACAUCGAGGUAUGGAUGUUAAUAGUUGGCGGUGUGGGCACGGACUGUGGUGCUUCGCUCAAUCAAAAUGGUGGACAAAUAUAUUGUUUGUUGUCAUCCUUCUCAUUUCCUCAAUGAAACAAGUUUGUUGUGAUGAUUAUCAUGUGUCUCGAAAUGACCAUGGUAUCAGAUACUAUGAGGCUAUAGUGAAUGUAUCAUACAAAAGCAAUGGAGAGGGACUAGGCCUAUCUAAAAUAAUGGACGGUAGAUAUGGACCUUACGGUUUAGCAGAUCCUGUAACCGGACAGGUUUUUCUUGUUCGUUCGAAGAAUAAUGAAACAAACGGGUGUACAGACUAUGAUAUGAAAAUUCCAACAGUUCAAUGGAUAGCUUUAAUAAGGAGAGGAAAAUGCUUAUUUGGUGAAAAGAUUAAUAGAGCUGCAAAAAAGUACAAUGCUUCAGCAGUUGUGAUAUAUAAUAAUCAAAGUGAGAGGUCAUCCCUCUUAUUGAUGCAUCAACGUGAAGAAGAUCGAGACGUUAUCUCUGUUGCUAUAGAUAUGAACGAUGGUGAAUCAAUAGUAAAAUGGUUGGAAACUGGUACUGUUCACAUGACAAUCAAUUUAGGGGAGGCGAAAUUAGUUGCAGGGACCCCAGUACAGAGCAACAUCAGUAAAACGUCUGUCUUAUUUGUGUCAAUAUCGUUUAUAGUUCUGAUGAUUAUAUCACUAGCAUGGCUAGUUUUCUACUAUAUUCAACGAUUUAGAUAUGCACAUGCUAAAGAACGACUUGCAAGGAGAUUAGCCAGUGCUGCUAAGAAAGCCAUUGCUAAAAUCCCACAGCGUAACAUUAAAUCUGGAGAUAAGGAAUUAGAAAAUGAUUUUGAUCAAUGUGCCAUUUGUAUCGAAGGAUAUAAAGCUCAUGAUGUCAUACGAUCACUUCCGUGCAAACAUGUUUUUCACAAGUCAUGUGUUGAUCCAUGGUUAUUAGAACAAAGAAGUUGUCCCAUGUGUAAAUUAGAUAUACUGAGAGCAUAUGGAAUGCAGGUGGGAGGAAGCGAAGAUUGUGUACAUCAAGAUGGAGAAAGUGGUGCUGUUUCUGUGCCAGCAGAAGAAGUUGAGCAGACAUCUAUUGCAGAAGAACAAGGAGCAGAAGGUCAAGUCAAAGUUUUACUUCUGCCACACAACUGCAUUCAUUUUCAUCAUGAAGGAGAGUCUAGUCUUGACUCCCAAACGGAGGAUGAACUUGUUGGCGCAGAGCAUGUCAGUGAUUUUGAAUUUACCGAAACUCAGUAUCUAAUGGAGGAUAAUAUUGAUAGUGAAAGAUUAACUAAACUUCCAGUUUCGACAGCCUAGCGUUGUUAGAAAGUCAGAGGAGAGUUGAGUGGCUUACAGGCAUUGUUGUGAUAAUGUGUUAGUUUGAUAUCAAUUCUUGAACAAAUAGAAAUUUUAUUUUGAAUGUGGAAUAAUCCUUAAGGGGAAGAACCCUCAGCUUUAGUCAGCAUUACGAAAAACACACAAAAUAUUCAACAACGUAAUAACUGUGUUCAAAUUCCUUGAGUAUAUAUCUUAGGAAUGAAUGUAUUUAGUUAAUUCCAGACACCCCCUGAGCUCCAGAUGAUGAAUUGAUAUACUCGCUGCCAAAAGUAUUGGAAAUGCUACUGUGUUUGUUAAAAAAAACAUUGAAUGACGUUUCUCAACGAACACCUACAGAACGAGUGUUGGAGAUGUUAUAAAGAAAUUACCAAAGUUUAUCAUUUUUGUAGUGUAGUGCAUGCACUAUGAGAAUUUAUUCAUGGCAUUAGUUUUCAUCUAGAUAAAAAGUGUAGCUUAAACACCAUUACAAUAAAAUAUAUCACCAAAUAGAAAAUAAAUGUAGAAAAAUAAUCCAAAAAAAUCUAUAUUUAUUUAUUAUUGUUAUUGUCAGUUAUAUGCUUUCUGUUAUAUUUUGUGCUUCUUUAUUUUUUUAAUUACUAUAAUAGCCCAUGCGGUCAUUGGACCAGAGGGCUUAUGCUGUCAAUUUAGUCUCCAGCAUAGACACAUCAUAUUUUUGACCUCCGCAGAACUGAUGCGAUUUUUCCGCUUUUAUUUUUGCUGUAAGUAGUUUAUGUCAUAGAAUAGGAAUUGUUUUCUUAUUUCCAAAAGUCUGUUCUAUUCUGUUUCCAAGAUUGUAAACAUCAGGGGGUUUUUCUUCUCGUAAAUACUAUCAAAUAAUAUGGUAUGAUAAUUCUCAAGUAGAAGACUCAAGUGCAACAUCUUUUAAUGAGGUAUAAUAAUUUACUAUUUAUUUAUAUUCAAAUUUGAAUUGUGACAAACCCUAUUUUCUUUAGUCAAAAAUAGCACCUCAAAUUUUAAAUUGUCAACUGCAUACUUAUAUUCUUAUUGUGCUUUAUACCGUAAUGUCUGGUGAAUAUGGCCCUUGGGGCUCUUGUUUCCUUGUUAUUGACUGUCUUUUUUGCCAAUUAAAUUGAACAAACCACCGGUUUUUGUUCGUAAUUUACAAGAGGAGAUAGAAAGAUAUGUUUUUUAUUUAUUAUUGAAAACAAACAAAAGUGCUCAAUUGAACUAUAGUGUAAAGAUGUAUAAAAUGGAAGUUAAAAUAUAAUGUUGUUUUUUUUUUUCCAAGUCAUUAUUUGUUGAUAUAGUUCUCCCUGUGGCCUAACCGAGGCUUGUCUCUUAUUGUAUAAUGGCUUACAUAUAUGUUGUAUAUUAUAUAAUUAUCAUCAUGUUAUUAUUGAUAUUUAUUUGUGCCGAGGAACACUUACAUUACUCUAUUGUUCAAUUCCAUGCAAGUAUAAAACUGAAUUCCCCUCAUCAUUUUUUUCUCCGUUUCAAUUGAUUUCUUUAAAGGGUCUCAACUAUCUUGUCAAUAAUCUUAAAAUAACUUAAAAAUAAUUUUUUAAAGAUAUAGUUUAUUACCUGAGAUUUUGUAUAGGCACACCAUCAGUGUUGUUGAUGUGGACACACAUACUCUAUUCAAGAUAUUUUGUUUUUCUUGUCACUUGAAUAUAAAACAUUAAUUGAAUGUAUGCAUGAAAUUAAUGCUUUGGCAUCUGUAAUUGUGCAAUAUCCAAGGUAGCUUUAAUUACGUAACGGCUCCAGUUCUAUCCCUGUGGGAGUGAAAAAUUUGCAAAUUUAAUUUCAUGAUAUAUCCACAAUAUUUUAUAAUCUACAAUUGCUUGUAAUUAAGUACAUUUAGAUUAUGACAGAUUUUAUUUUCUGUGUUCAUGUACAUACAAAUAUUUCACUAAAUUCAUAUUUAUUUAUUUAUUUAUUUCUACCCCUUAUUUUUUAAAGUGUACAAUGUACUUGAUGAGUCUCUUCGCGUAAAAUUAUAGCUUUCAGUCUAACACUAUGGUCAAAACACAAAUUAUUUGUAAUUUAAGAGAGUGUAAUUUCUGGUUAAUGAAAGCUAUUUAUGGAUCCUGUGGUGAUUUUUAUCUGUCUAUGCCUGCAUACUAUGCACUUUUUGGGCAAAUUAAAAAUAAAUUAUUUGACAGCUUAAUUCAGAUAUUAUAAAUUUGAAGAGUAUCUUCUCUCUAAAAGAUGGUUUUACAGUAAUAUACCAGCAGUUGCCAGGCAAGAUACGCCCACAUUUUGCAAGAGAUGGAUAGAGAACAAGCUAAAAACAAAAGCAUUUUUUCGUACAAUCAGGGGCUGUAAUCCAGAAAGUUAUGGUCUGAAAUGCGCAAAUAUCGAGAGGGACUGAGAUUUUUGAGAUAUAAAAUAUAUUUUAAUUUUGAAGAGCAUGAGACGAAGGAGCCUAUUGAUUUUCAAUGAUUUCCAAUACUUACUGCCAGAGUUAUGGCCCUUGAUCACUUUGACACUGUAGGGGCUAAAGUUAAUAUCCAACUGACUUUAAAUUAAUACACAGUGUUGAAGGAAAUGGGACGAAGAAGCCUAUUGAUUUUCAGCGAUUUCCGAUAGUUACUGCCAGAGUUAUGGCCCUUGAUCUCUUUGAAAUAUCUUGUUGACGCUGUAGAGGCUAUAGUUAAUAUCCAAUUGACUUUAGAUUGAUACAGACUGUUUAAUGUCAUGAGACGAAGAAUCCUAUUGAUUUUCAACUAUUUUCAAUAAUUACUGCCAAAGUUAUAACACUUGACCUCUUUGAAAAAUCUUGCAGAAACUCUUGAGGCUAAAGUUAAUAUCUGAUAGACUUUAAACUUAUACACCGUGUUUAAGGUCAUGAGACAAAGAAUCCUAUUCAUUUUCAAUGAUUUCCGAUAAUUACUGCCAGAGUUAAGGUCCUUGAUCACUUUGAAAGUCUUGUGAACACUCUAGAGGCUAAAACUCCAUUUCAUUCAUUCAUUCACUCUAAGAGGCUAAACUUAAUAUAAAUUGUUUAAGGUCAUGAGACAAACAAUCGAAACAAAUUCCAAUGUUUUCUGAUAAUUACUUCAUGGGUUAUUCAGAUUUUCAUGUGUUAUAAAUGUUCUCAUGACUGACAAAAUAAAAAAUAUGCGACAACAUUUGUUGACUGUCUGGACGACUUAGCUGUUGUGGGCGUAUGUUUCAUUGCCAGGCAAUCGAUCUUAUAUUUUUCUUGAAGUUUGAGAUUUAAUUAAUGUGAAAUUAAUGUAUUUAUAGUAAGGUUGAAAUACUGUCAAGUAAAAUGCAAAACAAAUAUCCCUCUGUGAAAAAAAAACACAUCUACUGUCAGUAAAGGUAAAAUAUUAGUUCUGAAUUUGGGUCAGUUUAUUUUCAUUAUUGGAGGGAUUGUUUUUGGGUUUUUUAUUUCCAAUGCAUGGAUUUCAAUGGUAUAGGAUAAGGGAUAUAGUUUUGUUGAAUCUUCCUCAAAUGAAAAAUGUUUUGUACAAUAUUCUUUGGCUAUUCCUUAUAUUUUACAACACAGUUUGUGCCAUGAUCAUAUAUUUUCUAAGAUAACUGUAGUGUUAAUCAUAAGACAGAUUUUUUUUUUUUUUUUUUUUAGGGCAUUUGCUUUCAUUUGCCGAAAUUGAAAGUGUUAUUUAUUGUUUUCUAUGCUGCCUGUUGUCCACAAUUCAGAUUUUAUUAUUACUGCAUGUAGAUUUAUUCCCCUUGAUACAUUUACAAAUUUGAAGGAUUUUGGGGAACUUCACCAAGAACAAAACUUUGAUAGCUCUGUGUUUUAUAGAAAUUCUUUGACUGGCAGAUACAGUUGUAUAAUAUAUCUUUUAGAUAUUUCUUUGAACUCUUAUCUUUCUUCUUAUUUCUUAGAAUUUGCUACUCUUAUGAUAAAAUAUUCAAUCAUGUCUAAAUUAUUGAUUUAAGAUUAAAUUCUUUUUUCACUUUAAUAUCUUAUGUAUGUUUGGAUUGAAACGUUAAUAUAUUGAUGAGGAACUGCCUUUAAGAAGUUUUAACAAUAUAUCCCUUAAAUGUAAUUAAAUGAUGAAGAUAUGGAUGUAUGUUAUAUGGAAGAUGAUAAAUCAUAUGUAUUAAAUUUGUUAUUUGUGGAAAA